ACAAAUUCAAAUUUUUUUAAUACCCUGAAAUGAAGUGUGAUGGCAAGAGACGAUAAGUAUAAAUUGGAAUAACACAUGCGCGCCGCCAACACGAGAACAAGCGCCAACUGCCUAGCGGCAAACGACCGAAUUUCCUGUCUGCGUCGAAAACUCGCGCCUUAGACCGCGUCAACAGGCAACGCGGAGAGUCGUUAUUUUCCAACCUUUACUUCGAACCCGAGGACGCAUUAGCCUCUUGCGAAUUAGAUUUUUAACAACGAAUCUGCACUGCGAUUUGUCAUUUGUAACAAAAGCAAGGACUUGAAGGCUUGGCUGCAGCCAUGUCGUCCGCGUCAAUUGACAAGGACGCCUUUUUCAGGCGCAUGAAGCGUCUUUAUACUGCAUGGAAGGGUGGCGAAACCGGUGGUGACGAUAGUUUGAGUAAAGUUGAUUGUGUUGUUUCAACUGUGGGUGCAGAUGAAGAUGUCAUUUAUAGCAAAUCAACUGCUCUCCAGACAUGGCUCAUCAAUUACGAGCUGCCUGACACUAUCAUGAUCUUAGCUGAAGAUGGUAUUUACUUUUUAGCAAGUAAAAAAAAGAUUGAGUUUCUCAGAUCCUUGGAAGAUGCCAAAUCUGAAGACACUGGUGUACCACCUGUCAAACUUACCAUCAGAGAUAGAAGCGAUGAGGACAAAGCUAAUUUUGCAAAGUUAAUCAAAGUCAUGAAAGAGAGUAAAAAUGGUAAAACUAUUGGUAUCUUUCAGAAGGAUACAUUUAAAACUCCAUUUGUAGAAUCAUGGAAAAAUGCUAUGAAAGCUGAAAAUUUUGAUCAGGUUGACGUUAGCGCAAGUGUUGCUUAUGUUAUGAGUCCUAAAGAAGACUCAGAAAUUCUAACUGUCAAAAAAGCUUGUUUGGUAUCAGUUGAUGUAUUUACAAAGUAUCUUAAAGACCAAAUAAUGGAAGUUAUUGAUAAUGAUAAAAAAGUGAAACAUUCAAAAUUAGCUGAUGGAGUAGAUAGUGCUGUAACAGAUAAAAAGUAUGUAUCGAAUGUUGAUACUUCCCAAAUAGACAUGUGUUAUCCAGCAAUCAUUCAGAGUGGUGGAAAUUAUGCUUUAAAAUUCAGUGCUAGUAGUGACAAUAAUACAUUACAUUUUGGUGUUAUUGUUUGUUCUCUUGGUGCUCGCUACAAAGCAUAUUGUUCCAAUAUUGUUCGAACCUUAAUGGUUAAUCCAACUAAAGAAAUGGAGGAAAAUUACAAUUUCUUAAUUCAAGUUGAAGAAGAAAUAUUAAAAAAAUUGGUGGCAGGUGUCAAAUUGAGUGAAGUGUAUGAAGCUGGUGUUAAAUUUGUUAAAGAAGAAAAGCCAAAAAUGAUUGAACAUUUGACAAAAAAUUUUGGUUUUGGAAUGGGAAUUGAAUUUAGAGAAAGUUCACUGCUUUUGGGGCCAAAAACUAUUGCCACAGCUAAAAAAGGAAUGGUAUUCAAUGUGAAUGUUGGCUUUUCAAAUCUUCCUAACCCAGAUGGAACAGACAAAGAAUCUAAAACAUAUGCAUUGUUUAUUGGAGAUACAGUGAUUGUCAAUGAAGAUCAACCGGCUACAGUUCUCACACCCUCAAAAAAGAAAAUCAAAAAUAUUGGAAUUUUCCUAAAAGAUGAAGAAGAAGAAGAGGAAGAUAGUGGAAAAGAAAAUGAACCAAAACAUGAACUGCUUGGUCGAGGUAAAAGAACAGCUGUUAUUGAGUCAAAACUUAGAACUGAACACAGCUCAGAAGAAAAAAGGAAACAGCAUCAAAAAGAAUUAGCUCAGCAGCUGAAUGAAAUAGCUAAAGCUCGUUUGGCUCAACAAUCAAGCGGCAAAGAACAAGAAAAAAUCAGAAAGUCAACUGUUUCUUAUAAGAGCAUCAACAGUAUGCCUCAUGACUCAGAAGUCAAAGACCUCAAACUAUUUGUUGACAAAAAAUAUGAGACAGUCAUCAUGCCAGUUUUUGGAAUACCAACACCUUUCCAUAUAUCAACUAUCAAAAAUAUUUCUCAAUCAGUGGAAGGUGAUUAUACAUACCUCAGAAUAAACUUCUUUCAUCCUGGUGCAACAAUGGGUAGAAAUGAAGGAGGAGUCUACCCUCAACCGGAUGCUACUUUUGUCAAAGAAGUGACUUAUCGGAGUACCAACACUAAAGAACCUGGUGAAAUUUCAGCGCCAUCUUCCAAUUUGAAUACUGCUUUCAGAUUGAUAAAAGAAGUGCAGAAAAAGUUUAAAAACAGAGAAGCGGAAGAACGCGAAAAAGAAGAUCUUGUUAAGCAAGAUACUCUUGUAGUUUCCAGUGGAAAGGGUAAUCCAAGAUUGAAAGAUUUGUACAUUAGACCAAAUAUCGUGAGCAAAAGAAUGACAGGUGCAUUAGAGGCUCAUUCUAAUGGCUUUCGUUAUACAUCAGUUAGAGGAGACAAAGUUGAUAUUUUGUAUAAUAAUAUCAAAAAUGCCUUCUUCCAACCAUGUGAUGGAGAAAUGAUCAUUUUGCUUCACUUUCAUUUAAAGCACGCUAUAAUGUUUGGUAAGAAAAAACAUGUCGACGUUCAAUUCUAUACAGAGGUCGGAGAAAUUACCACUGAUUUAGGAAAACACCAGCACAUGCACGACCGUGAUGAUCUUGCUGCUGAGCAAUCGGAAAGAGAGUUGAGACAUAAAUUGAAAACAGCAUUCAAAAGCUUUUGCGAAAAAGUGGAAUCCAUCACAAAGCAAGAAAUUGAAUUUGACACACCAUUCAGAGAUCUUGGUUUUCCUGGGGCUCCAUUUAGAAGUACUGUUCUACUUCAACCAACUAGCGGUUGCCUCGUUAAUUUAACUGAAUGGCCUCCAUUCGUUAUAACUCUGGAAGAUGUUGAAUUAGUACAUUUUGAAAGAGUUCAGUUUCAUUUAAAAAAUUUUGAUAUGAUAUUCGUAUUCAAAAAUUACCAAAGGAAAGUAUCAAUGGUUAACGCCAUACCAAUGAACAUGUUAGAUCACGUUAAAGAAUGGCUCAAUUCGUGUGAUAUCCGGUACUCUGAGGGUGUACAGUCUUUGAACUGGACGAAGAUAAUGAAAACGAUCACUGAUGAUCCUGAAGGAUUCUUUGAAAGCGGUGGUUGGACUUUCUUGGACCCAGAGAGUGAUGAAGAAAAUGAGGCAGCCGAAGAUGAAGAAGAAGAAGAAGACGAUGCAUAUGAACCGUCCGACUCAUUUGAAGAUGAAGAAUCCGAUGAUGACUCUGACUAUUCCGAAGCUUCGGAAGAUUCAGGCAGCGAUGAAGAAGAAUUGGGUAGCUCGGAAGAAUCUGGCAAGGAUUGGUCCGAUUUAGAACGUGAAGCUGCUGAAGAAGAUGACGAAAGAGGUGAUUACGGUGCUGCCGAGUUGAAAAAGAAAGGCGGCAAGCAUUCAUCGCCAUCAAAGGAUAGGCAUGGUUCCAAACACAAAAGUUCUUCAAGUUCCAAAGGUAGAGACAAAGACAGAAGAUCUUCUGACAAGCAUAGAUCGGAUCGAUCAAAACAUGAUGGAUCUCACAAAUCACCCUCAAAAUCUUCUAAACACCACCAUAGCAGCCCGAGGAAAAGUGAUAAGCACAGCAGCAGAAGUGACAAGCACAAAUCAUCUUCUCAUUCAUCAAGCAGCAAGAAGCGAUCACGUGACGAUAGUUCAGAUAGACAUCGUAGUUCCAAAAAACACAGAAAAUAAACCCUUCAUUACUCAAAAUGAGAAUCUAAGACCUACACAUAAAAAUCUCAUUGAAGAAUCACAAGAU
Trichogramma pretiosum is the source of this 3750-nucleotide messenger RNA. RefSeq names its product FACT complex subunit spt16 (gene dre4). Gene Ontology annotation, molecular function: nucleosome binding. Gene Ontology annotation, cellular component: FACT complex. Lineage: Eukaryota; Metazoa; Arthropoda; Insecta; Hymenoptera; Trichogrammatidae. Gene Ontology annotation, biological process: transcription elongation by RNA polymerase II; positive regulation of transcription elongation by RNA polymerase II. The record is from RefSeq and is a predicted model, not a curated record. The coding region runs from base 321 to 3683 and encodes 1120 amino acids. The transcript is spliced from 19 exons.